Messenger RNA from Macadamia integrifolia, 3666 nucleotides. RefSeq lists its product as uncharacterized. Gene Ontology annotation, biological process: post-transcriptional regulation of gene expression. Gene Ontology annotation, molecular function: metal ion binding; mRNA binding. Gene Ontology annotation, cellular component: cytoplasm. The transcript is spliced from 7 exons. The record is from RefSeq and is a predicted model, not a curated record. Lineage: Eukaryota; Viridiplantae; Streptophyta; Magnoliopsida; Proteales; Proteaceae. The coding region runs from base 718 to 3141 and encodes 807 amino acids.
GCAUGUACUCUUAUUAUGUGAUUUGGCAAUUGGCAUUGGUUUUCUCCUAUGUAAGUUGGUAGCUCUGUCUCUCUCUCUUCUUUCCUUUUGAAAACCAACCUCUCCUUCUCUCCCUCGCCACUUCUCUUCCUGACCUUACCAACAGUACAACACCAUCUUCAUUCCCUUUGCAUUUCUCUCAAUUUACCAAAACACCCCACCAUCUCUCCCCCCUUUCUCUCUGUCAUUGCAAAUACACCAGAGCUUUAUUUUUUUUUCUUUCCCCUUUCCUUUUUAACCAAAUGGAUACCUCUUCUCACUAAUGCCGGCGCUUCCGUUCCUGGGUUUUAGGGGGUUUGUUACGUUUCCUGGAUUGAUUGAAUUCAGUUGGGCUUUCUGAAUUAUUGGGGAAAAUUCCGGUUUCUUUCCCCUCUCUUUCUGUUGAAGAAUUCGAGGAAUGACGUCUUGGUAACCUGUUUGACGGUGAUGAUCGUGGUUAUGAGGGCUUUGCUUUGGUUUUUUGGGGAUUGGAUUCUCUGCAUUGAUCGUUUUUCUCUCGUGGAAUCUGUUGGUGUUGACUGGUGCAUUGUGAUUGUACCUCUAGGUUGUAAUGGGCUUUUCUGUGGAUUGGGAGAAUUGGACGAUGAGUUUCCACACUAAGGGCUCUUCCUUGUAUUUGCAUUGCCGAGUAGAGGCUCCGCAGCAUAAUUUGGUAUCUAUAUUUUUUCCAUUCAGAAGAUGGGAGGAGAGACUGAGCAGCAGGACUUUGACGAAUUUGAGAUGCUUCUGUGUGAGAUUCCAAAUGCAACUUCUGUAAAUCCACAUCCUGAGGAAUCCAGGCAUCCCAAUUCCUCAGCGAAUUCGGAAAGGAACCCUUUGGAAGAGGGAGAUAGGAAAAAUUCUUCACCUGCAACUUUUACUAACUUCUACCAGGCGUCCCAGGCGGCGAACCAAGGCAGUAAUGCUGCUUUCUGUCCUGUAUUGUCUUUUGAAAGACCCAGUGCCACAUGUGUGAAUUCCUCUCAAGGUUCAGCUGAUGAAAGUCUUCAGGCUAAUGGUAUUAUGGAUGGAGGAAAAUUAACUGCAAAGAAAGGCAACCGCCAUUCACCUAUCAACAAUAUUGAUCGGUUGGACCCGAGUUUUCAACAUGACCAAUCCUUGACAUCUGCAUUUGCAGAAUUGAGCUUCAAAGAUGGAGUGACAUUGGAAUCACCAAGAAGUCUUCAGAAUGUCAAUUAUAAAACAUUACAAAAUUGCACAUUUGUACUUGAGGGGCAGUAUCCAAACUGCUUAAAGAAACCUCUUUCGAGUGGCGUGAAUAUGGUGACUGCCACAUCAAAUGGGGUCAAUAAGUUAAGUGCACAGAUCAAGAAUCCCGGCUCUUGUCAACUAUUUGAUAAUUUAUCUGGAGACCUAGGGGAGCAAUUACUGAGCCUUCCAAUGUACUCUGCACCUAUACCAUUAGCUCAUGGAAUGCAUGCUUUUCAGGUUCUAUCAAAUCCUGUCCCUAGAGUCAAAUUCCCAGUGAUGCCAUAUCAGUUGCAGGCACAGCACAUGAGCCGCUCCCCUCUCACUUUGCAGCAUAUGGAAGAAGAGCGGUAUCGUAGGAUGCAUCAACAGUACCUCUAUUUGCAACAUCUUGGGUAUCAGGGAUCAGAGUCUCACCUUUCAAUACAAGCAAAUGGGAAUUCAACACUUGGGUCUAUGGCUAGGAACCUGAGACAGCCUUAUUUGAAUUCAUCAGAUCUCACUCUUAUUGGCAAUGGUGUAUGCCCUCACUACACUCAGGGGUCUUGUGGGAGGGGUGAUAGCUGUCCAUUUGCACAUGGCCAGAAACAGAUAUAUGCAAGCGGUUUGGAACGUAAUUGUCCUGCACUUGCUACUAAAGACAUUGAAACAGUCCCAGUUAUGGACAAAGUGGCGAAACAUAGUUUUCCAGAGAAGAUUCUAACAAGAUCACAUGGCUUGAAUCCAAUAAGAGCUAUCAAGCCAGGAUCUGAUAGACAUAAAUCUCUGAACUAUAGUAAUGCCAAUGGGAGAGCCCUCGCAAAUGGAAAUGGUCAUUUCCACCACACAUCCAUUCUAAAUGAGGGAUCUUUCCUGCUUGAUGGUUGGAGCUCACGAGGUUCAUCCACUGGUACCGCGGACAUCGGAAAUAAUAAUCUGACGCCACUAACUCAAAGAUAUAAUUCCAUGGAUGAGGUUACUGGAAGAAUAUACCUUAUGGCAAAAGAUCAACAUGGUUGUCGCUUCUUGCAAAGGAAAUUCGCUGAGGGUACUAUAGAAGAUGUUGAAAAAAUCUUUGUUGAGAUAAUCGGCCACAUUGUUGAACUCAUGACAGAUCCUUUUGGAAACUACCUAGUCCAGAAGCUGCUUGAAGUGUGUGAUGAUGAUCAGAGAAGGCAGAUCAUUCAUGCAAUUACAAGAAAACCUGGUGACCUUGUUAGAAUUUCGUGUGACAUGCAUGGUACUCGAGCUGUACAGAAGAUUAUUGAGACCAUUAAGACUCCUGAGCAGUUUUCAAUGAUUGUUUCCUCUCUGAAGUCUGGUAUUGUGCUUUUGAUAAAAGAUAUGAAUGGUAAUCAUGUUGCGCAGCGCUGCUUGCAGUACUUAAUGCCCGAAUAUAGUGAGUUUCUCUUUAAAGCUGCAAUCUCGCACUGUGUUGAGCUUGCCACAGAUCGCCAUGGGUGCUGUGUGCUUCAAAAGUGCCUUGGCCUUUCUGAUGGAGAACAUAGACGGCAUUUGAUCUGCGAGAUCACUUCUAAUGCUCCUGUUCUCGCCCAAGAUCCAUUUGGGAAUUAUGUGGUACAGUUUGUAUUUGAACUUCGGAUUCGUUGGGCAACCAUUGAUCUUCUUGACCAACUGGAGGGUAACUAUGGAUACCUCUCCAUGCAGAAAUAUAGCAGCAAUGUGGUUGAGAAAUGCCUGAAAUACGCUGGAGAAGAGCGUUGCCCUCGUAUCAUUAAGGAACUGAUAAAUAACUCACGAUUAGAUCAAAUCUUGCUGGACCCUUAUGGCAAUUAUGUUAUUCAAGCAGCACUUAAUCAGUCUAAGGGAGCUCUUCAUGCUGCCUUGGUAGAGGCUAUCAAGCCCUUUGUUCCGGCGUUACGGACAAGUCCAUACGGGAAGAAAGUCCUCUCAAGUAACAGUCUGAAGAAGUAACAUAUAUUAUUCUUUCAUUUGACCCCUGGAUCAAGUCAACACAUAUCUUUCCCCCCCCCCCCCCCCCCCCCACCCCCACAAUAAGACUUUCAGUUCAGGGUUCGAGAGGAUUUUGUAAAACUGUGUAAUAAGGAGUAAAGAAGAAAGCCUUGAGUUAGAUUUUCAGAAACGGUUUUCAAGCUGGGAGAUAGAACUCAAGAAAGAAGAAUGUUAGAGAUGCCUUGUACAGCCCAACUGAAUAGAUCAAGGUGAAUUUUUUUGCGUUUUAUUGCACUUUCCUAUCUCUUAUUUAUGUCCAAUCAAGAAGUAUUGCUGUAGAGGCAAUUUUGCGACAUGAGUCGGCAUGUGAAUAACUUAGUUGUUGCUUGGUAAUUAAAGCAAAAAAUGUGAGGAAGAGGUGAGGUUGUGAUGGUUUAGUUAGUGUGGCUCUCAUGCCAAGUAUCCAUUUGUAGAUGUACUGGCUUGUAGACUACUUGUAAUGAUCAUGCUACAUUUAUGGUUAACAUGGCCAAGCUAUGUUUAUAA